GAUGGAAAAUCAAGCACUCAAAAAUGGUUGCACCAAACAAAUAUUGCUUUUCGAUGAUUUUUCAGACUUUAUUAGUGAUAGUUCAAAUAAACUUCUUAAUCAAAUGAUGGAAACUCAUUUAGAUCUUAAGGCUCCCCAUUGA
This is a messenger RNA of Entrophospora candida, 142 nucleotides long. NCBI's taxonomy places the organism in Eukaryota, Fungi, Glomeromycota, Glomeromycetes, Entrophosporales, Entrophosporaceae. The record is from the annotation of a GenBank genome assembly.